Molecule: messenger RNA, 2338 nt
Organism: Mercurialis annua (annual mercury)
Lineage: Eukaryota; Viridiplantae; Streptophyta; Magnoliopsida; Malpighiales; Euphorbiaceae
Product: cation/H(+) antiporter 4-like
Exons: 3
Coding region: 1-2328 (775 amino acids)
Biological process (GO): proton transmembrane transport; regulation of pH
Cellular component (GO): membrane; endomembrane system
Molecular function (GO): antiporter activity
Source: RefSeq, a predicted model, not a curated record
AUGGAGCUUCCAUCAAAUCAAAGAAGGAUGUGCACUUAUUUGCCACCAAAUAUAAGUUCAGAUGGAAUUUGGGAACAUUUAAAUUUUCAAUCAGUAUUUACAUAUUCUUUACCACUGUUUCAAUUGCAGAUUAUUAUGAUUUUCUUGGUCACACAAUCUAUUCAUUUGGUCCUCAAACUUGUUGGGGUCCCUGUAAUCAUCUCCCAACUCCUUGCCGGAGUGGUCCUCGGACCUUCUCUACUGGGCAGUUUUACCAAAUUCAAAGACAUUGUUUUCACGCUCAACAGUCAAGAUAUAAUGGGCGCAGUGUCCACAUUAGGCUACACACUCUUCAUGUUCCUCUGCGGAGUCAAAAUGGAUGUCGGUAUGGUACGUAAAACCGGUCGAAAAGCUUGCUGGAUCGGUCUUUUAUCCGUUGCGACGCCUUUAACAUUCGGCUUGAUCACAGAAUUUUUACUAGAAAAAUCUUCUUUAGCGAGAGAUUUGCCGAGUAAUCUUUAUAUAAUUACACCCGUUCUUUCGGCUACUCCUUUUCCGGUCAUUUCAACGCUUCUAGCCGAUCUCAAAAUCUUGAAUUCCGAAUUGGGACGGUUAGGUCUAUCCGCUGCAAUGAUUGGCGAAAUUAGUACGGUAAGUCUUUUUACAAUGGCAACAUUGAUUUCGACUGCGAAAGAAAAAUCAGUGGAGAUGGCGGUUAAAAACCUAGUAUGCAUUGUUAGUUAUAUUCUUUUCGCAAUAUUUGGAAUUCGCCCCGCGAUGUUUUGGAUGAUAAAGCAAACACCGAAAGGAAGAAACGUAAAUGAUAUAUACAUUUACACGAUAAUUUUAAUGAUUUUUAUAACCGCGAUUACUUCAAAUUCAUUCGGUCAAUCAAUUUUCUUCGGGCCAUUUGUUCUCGGUUUAGCUAUACCAGACGGACCUCCAUUAGGAUCCGCCAUUGUAGAGAAGCUUGAAGGAAUAGCGUCGGGGAUUUUUCUUCCGUUAUUUGUUACAACAUCCGCUAUGAGAGCGGAAUUCGGAAUUAUUAAGAUGAAUAAAAAUUUGCUAACAGCUGAAGUAGUGCUUAUUAUGGUGACUGUAAUAGCCAAGACUGGGGUGUGUCUGCUUGCUUCACUAUACUGCAAGAUGCCUUUUAACGAUUCCUUUGCGCUAUCCCUCAUAAUGACAUGUAAAGGCAUUGUUGAGUUAGCCACUUACAGUGUCUUAAGAGACAAACAAAUUAUAUCCAGUGAAACGUUCACUGUCUUAAUGGCAAGCGUAUUAGUGACAGGGACACUGGUCCCAAUAUUGGUAAGAAAGCUGUACGAUCCUUCAAGAAAAUAUGCUGGCUACCAAAAAAGAAACUUAAUGAAUCUAAGAUCCAACUCAGAACUCCGUAUUCUCAUGUGCAUUCAUAGUCCAGAUGACAUUACAGCUGCCAUUACCGUCCUAGACGCCACGUGUCCGACAUCUGAAAAUCCACUUACUGUCUCCAUUCUUCAUCUAAUCAAACUUGUUGGUCGAGCUUCUCCCCUCUUUAUAUCUCACAAUAUUCAGAUCAAAAAUUUCUCCGACCACUCCUACUCCGAAAACGUCAUCGUUUCAUUCAAUCAGUAUCAGCAGAAAAGAAUGGGAGCUUUAUCUAUAAGCACUUAUACAGCAGUUUCACCUCCGAAAACCAUGCAUGAGGACAUAUGCACCCUUGCCCUAGACAAGCUAACCUCGCUUAUUAUCUUACCGUUUCAUAUAAAUUGGUCGGGGGACGGCUCUAUUGUAUCACAAAACGUUACUAUAAGAGCGCUUAACCAUAAUAUCCUCGACCGAGCACCCUGCUCCAUCGGAAUCCUCGUAAACCGCGGCCAGCUUCGAAGAACAAAAUCCGAAAAGUCGACAAGGCGUGUCGCGAUGAUCUUCGUAGGUGGAAAUGAUGAUCGGGAAGCGUUAACAUUCGCGAAACGCAUCGCCAAAGGCCAAUCGAAAGUUAUAACCCUAACGGUUAUUCAUUUGGUGGCGAAAGAUCAGAAAGAUGUAAGAACAUGGGAGCAAAUGCUCGAUUCGGAGACAUUACGAGAUGUGAAACACAAUACAAUUGGGAGUAAAUGUUUGAUUUACAGAGAAGAAGUAGUGAAAGACGGACCGGAAACUGCGAGAAUACUGAGAGGAAUUGCAUGUGAAUAUGACCUAAUAAUAGUUGGGAGACGGAAUGGGGUAGAAUGUCAGCAAACUAUAGGGCUUACAGAAUGGAAUGAAUUUCCUGAAUUAGGUGUUAUUGGAGACUUGCUUGCCUCUUCUGAUCUCAAUGGUCAAGCUUCCAUUUUAGUUGUACAACAGCAACAACAGUUAAGUUAGUUUAUAUGAU